Acipenser ruthenus (sterlet) is the source of this 1647-nucleotide messenger RNA. RefSeq names its product translocase of inner mitochondrial membrane domain containing 1 (gene timmdc1). The record is from RefSeq and is a predicted model, not a curated record. The transcript is spliced from 8 exons. Lineage: Eukaryota; Metazoa; Chordata; Actinopteri; Acipenseriformes; Acipenseridae. Bases 114 to 1019 code for a protein of 301 amino acids. Gene Ontology annotation, cellular component: mitochondrion.
AAUGAUUGCUCUUGCUGUGUAGCUCAGCGUCUCGUUGAAAACAUGAGGUAGUUGACAUUGGAGGACGCUGUGUUAGUGCUGUGUUGAUCAGGGUGAUUUGAGCUCAGUGAUGCAUGAUGUAUCCAGAAAGGACGGCAGCAAUUAAAUCAGGAUGUCAAAGAUCAGUUAAACACCCAACGGGACCCUUCUGCACCAGAGUCCUCUGGGGUUUUGCCCCCUUCCCAUGUGUCUUUGCAGCUGACAGCACGGUCUCAGAUGUGCCCACAGAGAAUCUGGGUCCGCUGCCACGAUACAUCGGCAAACCAGAGCUUCCAGAACACGGCUGGGAGCGGAUUAAAGAGCUGUUUGAUAGAGAUGAGAUGCAGACUUAUUCAGAGGAGGUCACCAACAUUGUAAAGAGUGCAGUAAUGGCAGCUGCAGUAGGGAUGAUGUACGGCGGGUUACCAGCUGCAAGAGCUGCCAGAGAACGUUUUAUCCAGCAGAGCCAGGCAGAGGUGUUCCGGCACCGCGUAGAGGCUGUGAGGUCGGCACACAACGCUGCAAUCCGAGGGUUCAUACGGUACGGCUGGCGUUGGAGUUGGAGGGUGGCUGCUUUUGUCACAUUGUUCAAUUCUAUGAGCACUGGUCUGUCUGUGUACAGAGAUAAGUACGUGCUUAGUCACUACUCUGCAGCAGGAGCCAUUACAGGGGGAUUGUUUAGAGUGAACUUGGGGUUAGGUGGCAUGUUAGCCGGCACAGCCAUCGGAGCAGUACUAGGUAUUCCAGCUGGAGUGCUAAUGAUGGCAAUGCAGAAGGCUGCUGGCGAAACCCUUCGAGAGAGAAAGAGGAGGGAGCAGAGAGAGAUGUAUGAGCUGAAGCUUGCUGAAUGGAGUGCCAGGCUUCAUGUAACAGAAGGACUCAUUGAUGAAAUGGACAGUAAAAUAGAGGAGAAUUCAACAGAGUCAGACCUGGAAACAAUUGAGGAACUUUUAAACCUUCCAAGAAAUCAAGAACUACCUGGGGACUCUGGCAAGAAAUGAAGCUGGUUACAUCAGAAAUGAAGCCGGUUACAUCAGAAAUGAAGCCGGUUACAUGGGGCUGUUUAAUUUUAUGACAAGUGGAAUCUGUCAUAACACUGUCACGACACGGUACAGUUUUGAUAAACAGAUGUCACAUAGGCUCUCAUUCAUAGCACACAACCUGACGAUGACUAACAACUCAUUCUUUUGAAGUAAUAUGCUGAACGAAAGAGAGUUAAUUUGUCAUUGUUUUUUUUUUUUUUUUUUAAAUCCAGGACCUUAAAAGGAUAAAUCCCAAGUAUGUGUCACAUGGCUGUAACUAGAGGAUUCAUCUUUUGUUGCUCAGAUAUGGCCAUUCAAAUAUAUCUCCCUAACUUCUUAAACAAAACCAUCAUCUGUUAUGAAAAGCUUGUCAAUAUGGACUAAUACUUAAUUCAUCAAAUCCCUUUGAUUAGAAAGGUUUGACCCUCUGGCACACAAGUGCAACCUGAAGAACGCAAUUCAUCAUAACUAGGAGGGGUUGUAAUAAUAAUAGUAAUACAUUUUGAUGGAGACCCUUCAUAUCUGUCAUAACUUGGUUGAAGCUUUAGCCAGUAAAUUGCGUCUUGGUAGGCAUUAUUCAUAACAAAUAAAUCAUUUGCAAGAAAAA